Oryza brachyantha (malo sina) is the source of this 1748-nucleotide messenger RNA. RefSeq names its product E3 ubiquitin-protein ligase makorin. Gene Ontology annotation, biological process: protein polyubiquitination. Gene Ontology annotation, molecular function: ubiquitin protein ligase activity; metal ion binding. The transcript has 7 exons. The record is from RefSeq and is a predicted model, not a curated record. Bases 229 to 1335 code for a protein of 368 amino acids. Lineage: Eukaryota; Viridiplantae; Streptophyta; Magnoliopsida; Poales; Poaceae.
CACCACGGGGCAGGGCAGGCCCGGGCGACGCGGGCGGAGAGGAGGAGACACCAGCCCCCCCGCCGCGGAACGAAGGCGCCACCACCGGCCGGAGGAGCAACCCCCGACUCGACCCGACCCCGAAGCGACGGCGGCUGCGUCUCGAUUCGGCUCCGCUGCUCCCCCCCCCCCCACACCCUCCCCUCGGCCGAACCCGGGGGGGACCGUCCCGAUCGAUUCGCCUCGGCCAUGUCGUCCAAGAGGGUUCUUUGCAAGUUCUUCAUGCAUGGAGCUUGCUUGAAAGGAGAGUACUGUGAGUUCUCCCAUGAUUGGAAUGAUCAACCAAACAAUGUUUGCACUUUCUACCAGAAGGGUGCAUGCUCGUAUGGUAGCCGCUGCAGAUAUGACCAUGUCAAAGUUUCUCGUAACCCGACAGUGCCUCCACCACAGAGCUCAAGUACCACAACACGUGCAUCUAGUUCUGUUCAGCCUUUGAGUUUUGCACGUCCUCAUCAUGUGGGAUACCAAGUAGACUCAAGCAAUCCAAGGCAACAGAUGUCUAUGGAUGUGUUGGCACAUUCUGGGAGUAAGCCUAUAUGGAGAAAUGAUUUCCAACAUGAAAGCAUACUUGAGGAUGGGAUUGACUGGUCAUCAAAUCGAAUUGUGCAAAACCAGACGACCUUGAGUGCUGCUGAUCUUCCAAUCUGUUCUUUUGCUGCUGCUGGUAAUUGUCCUUACGGUGAAGAGUGCCCUCAGAUGCAUGGAGAUCUGUGCACAACCUGUGGGAAAAUGUGCUUGCAUCCUUAUCGUCCUGAUGAGAGGGAGGAACAUAUCAAGCUAUGUGAGAAAAACCACAAGCGUCUUGACUCUUUGAAACGUAGCCAAGAGAUAGAAUGCAGCGUCUGCCUGGACCGUGUGCUCUCAAAGCCUACUGCUGCUGAAAGGAAGUUUGGACUCUUAUCUGAGUGUGAUCAUCCAUUCUGUAUAUCAUGUAUUAGAAAUUGGCGUAACAAUUCUCCAACAUCUGGUAUGGAUGUGAACUCAGCACUGAGGGCUUGUCCAAUAUGUCGCAAACUUUCAUACUAUGUCAUUCCAAGUGUUCUUUGGUACUUUUCGAAGGAGGAAAAGCUGGAGAUCAUUGAGAACUACAAAGUCAAGCUCAAGUCUAUUGACUGCAAGUACUUUGAUUUUGGAACUGGUACAUGUCCAUUUGGGUCAAGCUGCUUCUACAAGCAUGCCUACAGAGACGGCCGGUUGGAAGAGGUCGUACUGCGACAUCUUGAUGCUGAUGAUGGGAGCACAGUGAUUUCCAAAAAUAUUAGGUUGUCAGACUUCCUCAGUCGGUUGCGUCUUUAGGGACCAGUGAUUGUAUAUAUGUCAAAUAAUUAUUGAAGUUCACAGCAGGCCUCCUGGAGGAAGCAACGGUGACCUGGGGAUAACAAAAAAAGAAAAGAAAAUGUUCUGUCGCAAAUAUGCUCAAUAGUCCAAACAUUAGAACUAAGCUGAAAAACUUUGCCAUAUCCACUUAUCUUGCUUCCUGGCCAGCAGUGAUUCAGUAGAACUUCACUGGCCAUCGUGCCAAAGCACAGGUGUAUAAUACUAUGCCUGCCUCAAUGCUCUCUCUAUUGAGGAGAGGCUUCCUGCACCCAACCACAGGCCACUUGAUGCCGUGUGAUUGUACUUGUAUGAAAAGAAGGGAGAAAAAAAAAUGAAAGAAAGGAUGAAACAAAGGAUACUCUUCAUACUGAACAUUGAUGAACCCAUUAAAA